Molecule: messenger RNA, 2581 nt
Organism: Phascolarctos cinereus (koala)
Lineage: Eukaryota; Metazoa; Chordata; Mammalia; Diprotodontia; Phascolarctidae
Product: cytochrome P450 2C19-like
Biological process (GO): xenobiotic metabolic process
Cellular component (GO): cytoplasm; intracellular membrane-bounded organelle
Molecular function (GO): iron ion binding; heme binding; oxidoreductase activity, acting on paired donors, with incorporation or reduction of molecular oxygen, reduced flavin or flavoprotein as one donor, and incorporation of one atom of oxygen
Source: RefSeq, a predicted model, not a curated record
CGCCUAACUUCAGGAGACGACCAGUUAAAGCCCCAGGAUUAAGGUCAAAGGCAAUCUCGGUCCUAUUGGUCGAGAUUUCGUGUGUUGGUAGUAGUUUAGAAAUCCGGAUGCUUGGGAAGGAAGCGGAGAUACUGAAACGAAAAGAGCAAAAGAAGACAUGGUGAAGCCUAGUCUUGGAGAGAAGGAGAAUAGAUUUGCUUCUAUUUAGCAUCUGAAUUAGCCGGAAGUUGGUGUGGGUCCCACAUUCACAGAGAGAGAGAGUGGAGAACCAGGUUUAGCAGAGAAGUACACAGGUCAGUGCAUAGGGUACCCGCCCUUUUGCUAAGAGGGAAUGGCUGGUCGGUGAUAAAGUGUAAAACUCUGGAUCUGAAGUCAGAGGACCUUCAUCUGCACCCUUACCCAUCGGCUUAGCUCUGUGACUUGGCUAAAUCACAAUUAAAGAGGAAAUGAGUUCAGACAAUGGCUAUGGAACACAGCGUAUACUGUCAGACUUGGCUGAUGUGGUGGUUUUGCUGAAUGGAUCCCUCCCCCUCCCCACACACAUACACACUUAUAGUCUGCUUUAAGGGAUGGCUCUCUGGGGAGGGAAGGAAGCAGGUCGAAGUCCAUGAGAAGUAAAACCAUAAUUGCCCAAGACAACAUGUAGUUGUUGGCUUGCUGAUCUCCUGUGUAUUUCUCAUAAGCUUGGGAUUCUAAACUCUCCAGUGUUGCAGCAGUAAGGAAAAAAUCCCAUGGAUCCAUCUGUGGUCACUGCACUUAGCCUGGUACUCUGUCUGCUUCUCAUUUCAGUAUGGAGAAAGGGCUAUGGAAAAGGAAAGUUCCCACCUGGGCCUACUCCUCUUCCAAUUAUUGGAAAUAUGCUGCAGUUAGAUACUAAGAAUAUCAAUAAAUCCUUUUGCCUGCUGGCAAAAACUUAUGGCCCAGUAUUCACUCUGUACUUGGGUUCUGAGCGUGCUAUCGUGUUACAUGGACAUAAAGCAAUUAAGGAAGCUCUGAUUGGUCAUGGAGAUGCAUUUGCUGGCAGAGGAAGUUUCCCAGUGUCUGAUACCAUUAACAAGGGAUUGGGACUCCUUUUCAGUAAUGGAGAGAGAUGGAAGCAAAUUCGCCGCUUUUCACUUACAACCCUGAGGAAUUUUGGGAUGGGAAAAAGGAGCAUUGAAGAGCGAGUCCAAGAAGAGGCCAAGUGCCUGGUGGAGGAGUUAAAAAAAACAAAAGGACUGCCUUGUGACCCCACCAUCAUCCUUGGGUCUGCCCCCUGCAAUGUCAUCUGCUCAGUUGUUUUCCAGAAACGUUUUGACUAUCAAGAUCAGAAAUUUCUAUAUUUAAUGGAGCUUUUAAAUGAAAACGUCAGGAUUCUCAGCUCCCCAUGGAUACAGGUCUACAAUUCUUUCCCAUCUCUAGUCCAUUAUCUCCCAGGAGUUCAUCAUAAAUUAAUCAAAAAUUUUCAUCACUUGAGUGACUUUGUUUUGGAGAGAGUUAAAGAGCAUCAAGAAACCCUAGAUGCCAAUGACCCUCGGGACUUCAUUGACUGUUUCCUGAUGAAAAUGGAGCAGGAAAAGCAAAACCCACAGUCUGAGUUUACCAUUGAAAACUUAACCCAAACCACUCUUGAUCUCUUUGGAGCUGGGACGGAGACCACCAGCACCACUCUGAGAUAUGGCUUCCUGCUUCUGCUGAAGUACCCUCAUAUCACAAAAAAAAUCCAUGAAGAAAUUGACCAAGUGAUUGGCCAAAACCAAAGUCCCAGCAUGAAAGACAGAAGCAAUAUGCCUUAUACCAAUGCUGUGAUCCAUGAAAUACAGAGAUACAUUGACCUCGUCCCUGCCAGCGUGCCUCAUGCAGUAACAGAAGACAUUCAGUUCAGACAAUACCUCAUCCCCAAGGGCACAACCGUAAUACCAUUACUGACUUCUGUUCUAUAUGACAAUGAAGAGUUCCCCAAUCCAGACCAGUUUGACCCACACCAUUUCCUGGAUGAAAGGGGCAACUUUAAGAAAACAGACUAUUUUGUACCUUUUGCAACAGGAAAAAGGGCAUGUGUUGGUGAAAGCCUGGCUCAGAUGGAAUUGUUUCUUUUUUUCACCACCAUCUUACAAAAUUUCACCUUGAAGCCUGUCAUUGACCCCAAAGACAUUGACAUUACCCCAGUUGCCAAUGGGUUCAACCAUGUGCCACCCUCUUAUGAGAUCUGCUUCCUAUCUUCCAAGAGCACAUAAAGGAGCACCCCUCUACUGGUGGUUAUAGUGCCUUCUGUCUUGUGCACACAUUAUACUCAUUUUCUUGCCUGGCAUUUAAAGCCUUCCAUGACUUGGGCCACAUGUACUUUUCCAGCCUGAUUUCUAACUGCUCCCUUUGGUUUUAAUAAAAAUGAAUUACAAACCAUCCCCUCCCAACAUUUCUCAGGUUCCUUGCCCCAGUGUUUUUGCUCCUGUGAAAUAUUCCUGUUCCCCAGGGUAUUUCCUCCCACUCUUCAUCUUCCCCUAUUGAUAUACUACCCAUCCUUAAAGAUCAACUCAGAUACCACAUCCCUCUGAAUUCCUUUGCACUUAUGAUCACAAUAUAACAUUUAAUUGUAUACUCA